AGGGGGCGUGGCCCUGUAACUGAACAGGAGGAGGAGAGGCCUCCCAGAAGGAGAGAAAGGAAGACCGUUUGCUUGCCGCUCGCGAGGGCAGUCAGCGUCAUCAGCGCAGGCAGCUUGAGACUUGUACAUUGGAGCAUCAACAACACCUAAGCAUUAUGAAGGAGCUGCGUGGCAAUAAUCCUGGGGACCGCCCCAAAAAGAAAGGUUCAGCCUCUAGGAAGGACAGUCGCACCCCAGCAGUACAGGCUUCAGAUGACAGCGAACCUGGCAAUAUCUUAAAUCCAACACUGUUGGCUCAGAAGCGACCUCUCCGCAUUUCAAGCAGUAUGAGAGGAGACGCUGUGGAAAACACUGAUGAUGCCAAAAGGCAAAAGCUCUUGCCUGAAGUGAGUUCCCCUGGUCAAGACUCGGAUUAUGAGGAGUCAGAUGACAGUGAUUAUGUGAGAGGGGGGAGUGAUGAUGACAGCGAUGGGUCAAGCUGUGAGGAUGAGGAUGAUGAAGUUGGUAGCAAUGCCUCGGAAAGUAGUAAUGAAGACUCCAAAGGAAAAACAGGCCAGACUUCAAGAACUGAUUUAACAAAAGAGUUGUCAUCCAUGCCUUUUGAAGAGCUGCUGAAGUUCAGAAACCAGGUUGGGACCAAGGCUUAUCAGCGAAUGACUUCUGAGAAAAGAGCACCAAACACAAAAAAACCAGAGAAGAUACAGGGUCCAAGCAAAGACAGGCCUUUAGAAAUUUCAGCCAAGAAACCGGUCUCCUUUCUGCGACAAGUGGUACCUGUUAAAAAGAAGGUACCUCGAGACCCACGUUUUGAUGACCUCUCUGGGGAAUAUAAACCAGAAGUGUUCGAAAAGACCUAUUCGUUUUUGAAUGACAUCAGGAAAAAGGAGAAAGAGAUAGUUCAGAAGCAACUGAAGAAAAGUAAAAAUGAGGAUCAGAAAACCAAAUUGCAGCAGCUCCUUAAACGAAUGACACAGCAGGAAGUUGCACAGAGGAAACAGCAAAAGGAGAGAGAGCGAGACCUUGCCUUCAAGAAGAAGCAGCGGGAGCUGGCCCAGCAAGGGAAGAAGCCCUUCUAUCUAAAGAAAUCUGAUAAGCAGAAGUGGGAACUGGCUGAGAAAUACAAAGAGCUGAAGAAGAGCGGAAAACUGGAGAAUUUCUUGAGCAAGAAGAGGAAAAGGAAUGCUGCUAAGGACAAAAGGAAGCUCCCUUUUAGGAAGACUCUCUAAUAUCUGGCUGCAGGAGAAAAUUCUGCCUCUGUCAAUUGUGCGGGCAGCACUCUGAUGGACACCGAUCUCUCAGUCAGCUAUUGACUUAAUAAGCUCCUCGCACGACUCCAUCCUGUGGUCUAGAUCUCUCUGCCACCAGGCUGAACUGGACUGCUGGCAGUUGUCCUAGAAACUGUGUACAAGGAUUCUAAUUGCAGAAUCUCAUUAAUUGGCAGUUUUCCUUUUGAGAGCGCUCCUUGGGUCAUUAAUUGAUAAUACGUCUUGUAACAUCAUUUUGCUAGAGUAAAGUGGUUAUUUUUCCGAAAAGCAAA
This is a messenger RNA of Anolis sagrei ordinatus, 1537 nucleotides long. RefSeq names its product ribosomal RNA processing 36 (gene RRP36). Lineage: Eukaryota; Metazoa; Chordata; Lepidosauria; Squamata; Anolidae. Gene Ontology annotation, cellular component: nucleolus; 90S preribosome. The record is from RefSeq and is a predicted model, not a curated record. Gene Ontology annotation, biological process: maturation of SSU-rRNA from tricistronic rRNA transcript (SSU-rRNA, 5.8S rRNA, LSU-rRNA).